Molecule: messenger RNA, 399 nt
Organism: Pocillopora damicornis (cauliflower coral)
Lineage: Eukaryota; Metazoa; Cnidaria; Anthozoa; Scleractinia; Pocilloporidae
Source: RefSeq, a predicted model, not a curated record
AAAACUGCAGUCUCUGUCCAGCUGGAACUUACAUUUAUAAUGAUGAAAACCACUGUCUGGAGUGUUUUGCAGGUGGCUUUUAUCAGGAUGAAAUGGGACAAAUUGAAUGUAAAAGAUGCAGUAAUGGUACAUUUGUUUCUGAACGGCGAAGUCCUGGAACCAAAGCUACCGACUGCGUGGCAUGUCCGUAUGGUACGAUCUCCAACGAGACUGCUGAAUAUCGUGCAUGCAGAUGCCUACACAACUUCUAUCGGCUGGAUCGUUUCGGCCCGUGCUCAGCAUGUCCACCAUACGGUUUUUUUUGUGAGAAAGAUACAGCAAUACUUGCUCCUAACUACUUCUGGGAAUGGACGGACCAUUGAUGGGAAAAGUUUCCUUGAGUUUGGCUGGAAUUUUUAA